Messenger RNA from Rhea pennata, 3510 nucleotides. RefSeq names its product family with sequence similarity 53 member B (gene FAM53B). NCBI's taxonomy places the organism in Eukaryota, Metazoa, Chordata, Aves, Rheiformes, Rheidae. The record is from RefSeq and is a predicted model, not a curated record. Gene Ontology annotation, cellular component: nucleus. The coding region runs from base 235 to 1491 and encodes 418 amino acids. Gene Ontology annotation, biological process: positive regulation of canonical Wnt signaling pathway; protein import into nucleus. The transcript has 5 exons.
GUUGGAGGCUGCGGCGCGGAGCGCAGGGCUGCUGCGGCGGGCAGGUUGCUCUCGUUCUGGCUCGGGAGCUGACCACGUUCGGAGGCCACCGCUGCGCGGGGAGCAGGCGGGAGCUGCCCGCGCCGCCCUGGUCCCGCGGGACGAUGCGCUGAGGCAGGAGCUUCGCCGGACCAUGGCUGGCCACCACCUCUGCCGGGGCUCGCGGGGACACCGCCGACGCACGACCGCAUUACCAUGGUGAUGAUCUUAACCAAAACUCGGGAAAGCAAAGGUGCUGACUCUGUAACACGCAGGACUGAGCUGCACACUCCAAAGAUGAGUCAAGGACCUACCCUCUUCUCUUGUGGAAUUAUGGAAAAUGACAGAUGGAGAGAUCUCAGCAGGAAGUGUCCACUUCAGAUCGAGCAGCCGAGCGCCCACAUCUGGGACUGCCUGGCCGAUAAAAGCGAGGAAGGCUCUCUCUGGCAACGGGAGGCAGCGAGCACGUGCUCGGUGACCAACCUGAUCAAGGACCUCAGCCUCAGCGACCACAACGGCAACCCAUCAGCACCCCCCAGCAAGCGCCAGUGUAGGUCCCUCUCUUUUUCAGACGAAAUGUCCAGCUGCAGGACGUCAUGGAGACCUCUAGGCUCCAAGGUUUGGACUCCGGUAGAAAAACGCCGGUGUUACAGCGGAGGAAGCGUACAGCGCUACUCGAAUGGCUUUACCACCAUGCAGAGGAGUUCAAGUUUUAGCCUACCUUCCAGGUCCAACACACUGUCCUCGUCCUGCGACGCUUCUGGAUUUAGCAGCAGGUUUGGGUGUCAGACGAGCCAAGGGAUGAGGAAGUCGGCUACCUGCGGACACGGAGGCGACGGCUGGGGCCGCGACCGUGGCUCGGGGGAGGGCGGCAGAGUCGACAUGCAGCGGUCGCUCUCCUGCUCCCACGAUCCCUUCUCCUCUUCGGAGUACUGUCCGCCCUCAGCGAGCAGCACGCCUGCCUCGACGCCGGAGCUGGCGAGGCGCUCCCACGGCCUCUCCCGAAGCCGAUCGCAGCCCUGUGUCCUCAACGACAAAAAGGUCGGAGUCAAGCGACGCAGGCCGGAGGAGGUUCAGGAGCAAAGGCCUUCACUGGACCUUGCCAAGAUGACCCAGAACCGUCAGACCUUCAACAGCCUGAGCUGCCUUAGCGCCGCGCCGGAGGACGGCGCCCGGCCGGAGCCCUUCUGCGCCGAGUCCCGGGCGGCGGUGACGGCGGCGGCGCGCUCCUCGGACGUGAUGCCGGGCCGGACACCCGCCUGCACGCCGGUGCCGGAGCCGCGGCGGCGCGCCGAGGACCGCGGCGCCGGCGGAGAGGAGCUCUCGGGCGAGGAGGCGGAGUACGGCGCCGCCGAGGACGAGGGCGGCGGGAAGGAGGACGCGCGGGCGCCCUGGCGGCGCGGCGGGACCGCGGGCGAGAGCGUCUUCCAGCUCGACGGAGAGAUAGAUAUCGAGCAGAUAGAAAACAACUGAGAAGGGAGCGUGUCGCUUCGGGGAGCAGAGCGUGGCGGAAACCUCCCGUGGGCUGUACCGUGCCGUCGGCGGUCUCUCCCGCCGGCUGAAGGGGACGAAGCAGCUUUGCCAAAAUUUUGCAAUUUUCUGCUUUGUCCGACUGUGAAGUGGUUCCACGUCGAGCGCCACGGGGUUACGUGACCCAAGUAAGCUGUCAAAAUGCUGAAAAUUCAGGUAGCAGCACUGAAAGCUUUCUCCUCUUCCUGUGCCUUCGCUAAGCACAGAUACAGCGGUGCCCGUGCUGUUUGUACGCUUUUAUGUCCUCCUGGGAAAAAUAAGCUGUGCGCUUGCUAGCAGGUUUAGAAGGACGCACGCUUUUUUUCCUGCCCCCGAUUCAAUUCUGGGGGAUUUUUUUUUUUUUUUUUUUUUUUUUUGCCUGUAGGAAAGCUGUACAAGUGGCUUUGGGCACCCGCGCUGCCGGGUCCCUGGGGCUCGUGGGUCACGUGCAGAGGUCCCCGACCGGGGCGAGGGAGAAAAACGCAGAGACACCAGCAACAGCUUGGGCGCGGGAAAGGGCUGGGGGGGUCCGGCACGUCCACCGGCAGGCGUCCGCGACCCCCUCCAGCGGGAGAGCUCAAACGCCACCGGUACAGAUUUUGUUAAUCGUUCCUGUUUCUGUUACGGCACUUUUUUCCGCGGCGGCGUGUGCCCUCUCGCACCUCGGGGAGCCGCCGCUGCCCAGCUUUACCCUGCGGCUCUGCUCGGACGCCGCUCGGCUCGGGACGCGGCCCGGCUGAGGCUCCGCGCUCGUGCCGCCCGCCGCGGCGAGUCUUCCCGGCGGCCGGCGCUCCCCGGCGGGCGCUCUCGGUCCCAAGGGCUUCUGCUUCCCCCCCCGGGGGCUGCCGCCGCGGCGCGCGGUUCAUGUUCAGCACAACCCGUUUGCCUUACGAAAGACGCUUCUCCUCGGAGGCAUGGCCUUAUACUGGGCACGGUCGCUUAGACACACACACUGCAGUUCGCUGCGAGUUUUUUUUUUUUUUUUUCAGGCCACAGUGGUGUUCUGGUGGGUAUUUUGUUGGUUUUGUACGCUUUUAUGUACUUACUUUCAGUUUAAGAAAGCCUUACUUUUUAAUUUCUCUCUGUAGAGGUAAAAACAUUUGUGGAUUUUUAUAUAUAUAUAAAUAUAUAUAUAAAUAAAAUAAUUAAAACUAUUAAAUAUAAACAUAGUAUGUGCCUCAGAUUCAGGGGACAUCCUGGCGAUUGUGAAGUUGGAGGUUGUGUUGCUCUUCGGCGCGUGAUGGAAGUUCAGCGAGACGCUGGCCUUACACGUACAGCGACACCAGCUGAAAAGCAGCAGCCCCGACGCCGGGGACUGCGGGCUUUUCCUUUUAAAGGACUCCCCCCUCUUGCACAGAUGCUCUGGAAACCCCCCCAGCUAUAUCAGCAGCAAUAAGAGUUCAUCAGUACAAUUCUUUUAAAAACGGCUUUUGAUGGGAACAGGCGCAGCACUGAUACCGGGUGCACAGGGAUCUUGCUGUGUACGUGCAGAUGUAGCUCUUUGAGCCGCUUCUAUGAAUGGCUACAUCUUCAAAAAAACAAAAAAAAAAAAGAAGUAUUUGUAAAAUAGAUGAUUGUAAUUUUUCACGUUAUAGCAUAGCCUAUUGGCCAAUAAAGUUGUGUUUCAAGUGCAUUGUUUAAAAGUUCCUGGCUGACCAGGACGACAGGCUUACAUAGGAGACCUUAGGACUGUAGCGGUGCUUUGCAGAGUUUGUUUUCAAUGGAUGUUUAAGAAUCAGAAAAAAAGAUGGCCAAAAAAAAAAAAAAAAGCCUUCCGAAGCGCUGACCUGUAGCAGCAAGGUCUCUCCCGCCGCUCGGUGCACGAGGGUGGCCGUGGGGCGAGGGUGGCCGCGGCCGGCGAGGGGACUGCUCGUUCGUACUCGCUCCGUGACUUGAUUGCACUAGAGCAGCUCGGUCUCAGGAAAUUGCUUGUUACUUUUUUACUGUGUAAAUAAAGCUUCCUGGUUCAGUACCCGGGCCGGG